Molecule: messenger RNA, 625 nt
Organism: Raphanus sativus (radish)
Lineage: Eukaryota; Viridiplantae; Streptophyta; Magnoliopsida; Brassicales; Brassicaceae
Product: photosystem I reaction center subunit VI-1, chloroplastic
Exons: 3
Coding region: 63-500 (145 amino acids)
Biological process (GO): photosynthesis
Cellular component (GO): photosystem I reaction center; chloroplast thylakoid membrane; photosystem I
Source: RefSeq, a predicted model, not a curated record
UUCAAACAAAUUCUUAAUCACCCAUUGUUAGCCACAACAACAGAGAAUAGUGAUCAAACCUCAUGGCGUCUCUUGCAACCGUCGCCGCCGUGAAACCAUCCGUCGCCGUAAAAGGUCUUGGCGGCAGCUCACUCGCCGGAGCCAAGCUCUCCUUCAAGCCUUCCCGCUUAAGCAUCAAAACCAAAUCAAUUCGGUCUGGUGGUGUGGUGGCUAAGUAUGGUGACAAAAGUGUCUACUUUGAUUUAGAAGACUUGGGAAACACAACAGGUCAAUGGGAUCUCUACGGCUCUGAUGCUCCUUCUCCUUACAACCCUCUUCAGAGCAAGUUCUUUGAGACAUUCGCUGCACCAUUCACAAAGAGAGGAUUGCUCCUCAAGUUCUUGAUCAUCGGAGGAGGAUCUUUGCUUACUUAUGUCAGCGCUUCCUCCACCGGAGAUGUUCUUCCCAUCAAGAGAGGUCCUCAGGAGAAGCCUAAGCUCGGUCCUCGCGGCAAACUCUGAUUUAGAUUUUCAUGCAUAUGUUUUGUUACCUUCUUUCCCCCUCUUUAUAAUCCCAUAAACAUUUCUCAAUACCGCAAACUCUUUUAAGUGAUUUUGAUUUUAUUGUAUAUUCUGUUUCUCUGUUA